AUGCCUACCAGGGUUCCCCUCCGGAACAAGGUGCGUGCGCGAUGCCUAGAAGAUCGUUAUUACGAAGCCGCAAAGAAAAUUCAAGUCUAUGUCAAUGGAGAUCAGCAUAAACGACCAAAGCUGUUCACAGUGCCCAAGAGCAAGGUCAAGGGCCCAGAAGCAAUGGAAGUUUUUAUGACACAAAUGACAGAUUCUUUGCGCAAUAAUUUUCAUCUACGUUCUGCGAUCAGGCAUUUAUUUACACCAGAGGGCGGCACCCGCAUCAAGAAACUGGAGCAACUCAAGGAUAGAGGCGUAUACAUCGCAUCAACUAAGGCUAAAUUGGAGAAGGCAGAUUAUUCAAAGAACCACAGCCCCCCAAAGAAGCCCCGACUGCGAAACAUCCACACUACUUACUCAAAACUGCGUCGAGACUCAGAGAUCUAUGUCAAGCCCGUCAAGCACUGGGAUAAGGCUGCUGAGCAUUACAGGAAGACGCCUACCGAUCUUCGCUCGCACUACAAGGAUAGUCUUUCCUACUAUCAGACUAUCAAGGAGAGCACGAAGCCUCACAUCAAAACUCUCUACAUCUUCGCCAAUGGAGACACUCACCGAUACUACUCCGUCAUUCUCCGCGGAAAGCUCGCCAGCGAUGAGAAGGAUACCGAGUGCUUCCAGAAGAUUUUGAACCAAAUCUCGACCACCGUUGGUCGAGCCCAGACCCGAGAUCGAGGAUCUCUUGCCGUCCGACGACUUUACAACCUUGACGGCAAACGAGUGAAGACCCAGCGAGGAUUGCACGAUGGCAUGGCCUACAUCUGCGUGGGAGAUACGAAGCUCAAACGACUUCCGUAUGGAAGCGAGCAUUCGAUGAACCCCCAAUGGAAGUCUACUAUCAAGCCAAUGCGAACGACUAGCGGCGCUAUUAGCGUGAUGGGAGACAGCCCAAGAACACCACGAACUCCCUACCCGGACUCUCCCUUGCCCCCGAUCAAGACGCCUGUCCCCCAGAUGGCUACGCGAACGAUGAACUCCCCGCGCCCGCUCAAGACACCAGUUCAGCCGUCGGCGAAGACCACCUAUGCUGAAGCCCCUGUUCCCAAGAAGGCGAACUCGCGCACACCAAAAGCAUUGAAGGCACCAAACAAGGGAAUUCCAAAGGGCAUCGCAAGCAACAUGCCCAUCAUCAAGAAGAAAUCUAACCCAAAAGUCGGCUCCAAGCAUCAGAUUCUCCCCGACUUGAACCAGAUGAGAACCGAAGCGGAGGAAUUUGACGCCUCCCAAAUUGAAACCGCAGAUGAGCAAACCUCAUCAAGGGUAUCGGGAAAGUCACGCACUUUCCCAGUUUUAUGUGUUGUCGCUAAGCAACGAAUUUUCUCAAAUAAGGUGCAGAAGAAUAAUUCGCCAUCAGAGUUCGAAAUCUGA
Messenger RNA from Oikopleura dioica, 1404 nucleotides. Lineage: Eukaryota; Metazoa; Chordata; Appendicularia; Copelata; Oikopleuridae. The record is from the annotation of a GenBank genome assembly.